AUGGAGGCGGCUAGGGAUGCUGAGUCUCAGUCACAGCCUAUACCCUCAGCGGCGGAGCCACCACAGGCAGCGGUGCCAGAGGACCAACAGGGGGAGGAUGAGGAAAGUCAGAUUUUGAUAGCAAAGGCGCAGUCUUUAAUGGAUAAGAUUUGUUCCAACCCCGAGAACCCUAGUCCAAAGGUCCUUCAUGCUCUCUCUACGAUUCUUGAGACACAAGAAUCCAGGUACAUGGAAGAAACUGACCAAUCCUCAUCAAACAAUGGUAGGUCUUCUCACAACGUUGGACGACUAGGGAACCUUAUACAGGAUAGUGAUGAAUUUUUUGAAUUGAUAUCAUCGAAGUUUUUAACUGAAGCUAGAUAUUCAGUACCAUUACAAGCAGCUGCCACAAGGCUUCUUUACGAUUGCUCACUAACUUGGACGUAUCCACAUGUAUUUGAAGAUGAUGUGGUAGACAAAAUAAAAGGCUGGGUGAUGGAUGAGACUCACAGGUCUUCUGAUGAUCAUAAUAGGAAGCAUGAAUCAGGGGAUAGAAAGACCUCAGACGCUGAAAUAUUAUGCACAUACUCUACUGGACUUCUUGCUGUAUGUUUGGCUAGUGGUGGUCAAGUAGUGGAAGACGUACUAAUGUCUGGACUGUCGGCCAAGCUUAUGCGAUUUCUUCGUACUCAGGUUUUGGGUGAGAUCAACACAAGUCAAAAAGAUGCCAUUUCUUUGAUCGAGAACAGAAGUGCAUCAACCUUGACUUGCUCCAGAGAGGAAAGUAGGGGUAGGAUGCGACAACUCCCAGAGAGUUCUCACUUGGAUGUACAGAGAAUACAUGACGGAUCAUUAGAUGAUCCUGAUAGGGAACAUGAGAGAAGCGCCACUGGGCAAUCACAUGUAGAAAAAUAUUGUGUUAAUGAAGAACCAACUCAUAGUAUGGCCCCUGAGGUUGAUGCUUAUAAGGUAGAAGCAGAUGUCACGGACAAAUGCCUCAUUAGAGAUUUAUGUGAUGCAAAAACAAAUCCUGGUGGUGGCAAAUCCCAUGGGGAAGAGCAUUUUGAUGAAAACGAGAGAGAUGACUCUUUCAGACACAGGUUAAAUCAUGGAUUGGUCAAAUCAAGAGGAGAAGGCGGGGUUAGUGAAGGAGUAUUAGAAAAUGAGCAAGCUUUCACCUAUCCAAGUUCUGGCAGUAAAUCAGGACAGGCUCGGAGCUUCAAGGACAGGAGUAGAACAAUAAAUCAAGAUUUGAAAAAAACUUCAGACAUGAAGGUCCUAGAUAGAAAUCACACUGAUGCUUUGCCCCUAGAAAGAGAUGAUAAUGAUUACUGCUUCCAAGAUUGCAAAGUUGGUUCCAAGGACAUUUCUGAUCUGGUGAAGAAAGCCAUCACAGCUGCUGAAGCUGAAGCCAAAGCAGCCAAUGCUCCAGCAGUGGCCAUAUGGGCAGCUGGUGAUUCAGCUGCUGAAGUGGUUAAGAGUGCUGCUUUGGAAGAAUUCAGAAAAACAAAUGAUGAAGAAGUUGCGGUGUUGGCUGCUUCAAGAGCUGCAUCCACUGUUAUAGAUGCUGCUAAUGCAGUUUCAUUCUCAAGGAGAACAAUAAGUGUUGAUGGUGAUUCUCCAAAUUUAAAACCAACAGACCCAGAAACUAAUGAAGAUAUUGGAGAAUUCUUCAUUCUGGAUGGUGAUUCUCUCACCAUGCUGAGGGAGGAAUUAUCUAUCGAGUGUCUUGGGAUUCUUGGGGAGUAUGUUGAAGUCCUUGGUCCAGUGCUCCAUGAAAAGGGUGUUGAUGUGUGUCUUGCACUAUUGCAGCGAAGUUUUAAGCUUAAAAAGGCAUCAAGCUCUCUGCUGCUUUUGCCUGAUAUUUUGAAGUUGAUCAGUUCUUUGGCAGCUCAUCGAAAAUUUGCUGCAUUAUUUGUGGAUCGUGGGGGCAUGCAGAAGUUGGUUGCUGUCCCCAGAACUACACAAACAUGGUUUGGUCUGUCUUCCUGCCUAUUCACAAUAGGUUCAAUUCAGGGAAUAAUGGAACGUGUUUGUGCCCUUCCAUCAAAUGUGGUCAACCAGGUUGUUCAGUUGGCUCUUCAACUUUUUGAGUGUCCACAGGAUCAAGCAAGGAAAAAUGCCGCUUUAUUCUUUGCUUCGGCUUUUGUGUUCAGAGCAGUCAUUGAUGCAUUUGAUGCACUGGAUGGUCUGCAGAAACUACUCAAUCUUUUGCAUAAUGCUGCGUCAGUUAGAUCUGGGGUUUCUUCGAGAUCAUUAAGUAACUCAGGGACACUUCUGAAUGAUCGAACAGCUGCAGAGGGACUGACCUCUUCAGAGAAGCAGAUAGCUUUCCACACAUGUGUUGCACUUGGACAAUAUUUCAGAACACAUCUUCUCUUGCUUGUGGAUUCACUUCGCCCUAAUAAAAACAUCCGCAGUGGGGCCCGGAACAUUUCAAGUGUUAGGGCAACCUACAAACCUUUCGACAUAAGCAAUGAGGCAAUGGAUGCAGUGUUUCGACAAAUACAGAAGGACCGGAAACUUGGUCCUGCACUUGUGAGAGCCCGCUGGCCUAUUGUUGACAAAUUUUUAAGUGCUAAUGGUCAUAUUACAAUGUUGGAGUUGUGUCAGGCGCCAUCUGCUGAACGUUAUUUACAUGAUUUGCUUCAAUACACACUGGGUGUGUUGCAUAUUGUUACCUUAGUGCCUUAUAGCCGCAAACUCAUCGUAAAUGCCACAUUAAGUAACGAUCGUGUUGGGAUUGCCGUCAUUUUGGAUGCUGUGAAUGGGGCUGGUUAUGUAGAACCUGAGAUUGUUGAGCCGACAUUGAAUGUGUUAAUAAAUCUUGUUUGCCCACCACCUUCAAUCAGCAAUAAACCCAGUGUCUUCACUCAAGGACAGCAACCUUCUAUCCAAACUGCAAAUGGUCCCACAAUCGAGUCUAGGGACAGAAAUUCUGAGCGAAAUAACCCAGAACAAGUUGUUAGCGUUCCCAGACGGAAUGAACCAAGAGAGCUAAAUGGGGAACCCGCUAUGGUAGAUCGAGGUGGCUCAUCAGUAGUUUGUACAUCAUCUGUUGGUAGUACUUCUACAGCUGCUUCUGGGUUAGUGGGAGAUCGUAGAAUAUGUUUAGGGGCUGGAGCAGGAUGUGCUGGCCUUGCCGCACAACUGGAACAAGGAUAUCAUCAAGCAAGAGAAGCCGUUCGUGCUAACAAUGGUAUCAAAGUUCUUAUUCAGCUCCUCCAACCACGGAUGGUUACAUCUCCUGCUGCUCUUGGUUGUCUUCGUGCUCUAACAUGCCGAGUUCUUCUUGGUUUAGCCAGAGAUGAUGCUAUUGCACACAUAUUGACAAAGCUUCAGGUAGGAAAAAGGCUAUCGGAACUUAUUCGAGAUUCUGGCAACCAGACUCCUGGCAAUGAGCAGAGCAGGUGGCAGCUAGAGCUUGCGCAAGUGACUAUUGAGUUGAUUGGGGUUGUGACUAAUUCUGGGCGUGCAAGUACUUUGGCCGCUAGUGAUGCCGCUACAACCACUUUGAGACGUAUUGAGAGGGCUGCUAUAGCUGCAGCUACUCCUAUUACAUAUCAUUCCAGGGAACUUCUGCUCCUUGUCCAUGAGCACCUACAGGCAUCUGGGUUAGCAGAUAGUGCAGCCACACUUCUCAAAGAAGCUCAGUUGACGCCUUUACCAUCUUUGGCAGCCCCAUCAUCUCUGGCGCAUCAUGCUUCUGGACAGGAAGUUUUAUCAAUACGAGUGCAAUGGCCUUCUGGACGUGCUCCUUAUGGAUUCAUGUCUGGCAAACCAAUACUUUCUCCCUGUUACAAGGUUUGUAGCUUAAGAUAUGAUUCAGCUGUCUCUUCUUCAAAGAAGAAACCAUUGACAUUCUCAGCUGUACGUAGUUUCUCAAAACUUCAGCCUGAAUUAGAGGAUUCCCCAGUACGCUCAAGCAACAAAAUAAUUGUCUCUACCAUGAAAUCUUUUGCACCUGCUGACAUUGCAGAAAUUUCAUCAGCAUCAGCUGUGAAAUUUGGUAGGGAUUUGGACACCCAAAUUAGAACUCCGAUCGUGUUGCCGAUGAAACGCAAAUCAACAGAUUUGAAGGAAACUGGGUUGGUAUCCUCAGGAAAACGACUAAACACUGUUGAGCACACACUUAAGUCUCCUGUUAUUGCAACACCUAAUACUGUCCGUAGAGGUGGUCUACACGCAAAUGUGUUUUGUACCCCAAUCUCCACUCCAAAAGAUCAAAAUGGCCGAUUGCUACCAUGUACUAUUGCAGCUUAUAUUGAUGAAAGCCCGUACACCAGUGCUCGCAUAGGGCAGAAAUGUUCAUCCCAACCUGGACUUCUGAACGAUCUACAACCCUCUGGCUUAGAAAGGCUUACCUUGGAUUCUCUUGUUGUUCAGUAUCUGAAGCAACAGCAUCGUCAAUGCCCAGUGCCUAUCACAACUUUACCUCCUCUUUCCCUCAUGCAUCCACAUAUUUGUCCAGAACCUAGACGAAGUAUUGAUUCUCCGCCAAAUGUGACAGCACGGCUCAGCACACGUGAAUUCAGAAGUAUGUAUGGUGGAAUCCACGGAAGUCGCAAGGAUCGUCAAUUUGUCUAUAGUAGAUUUAGACCGUGGCGAACUUGCCGAGAUGAUGUGUGUUCCCUUUUGACUUGUAUAACUUUCCUUGGAGACUCUUCUCAGAUUGCUGCUGGAAGACAUACUGGGGAGCUGAAAGUUUUUGACUCUAACAGCAACAGUGUGUUGGAGAGUUGUACCGGUCACCAAUAUCCUUUGACUCUUCUGCAGUCACGAUUUUAUGGGGAAACUCAGCUGAUUCUCUCUUCGAGUGCAAAUGAUGUGCGAUUGUGGGAUGCAUCUUCCAUUUCUGUUGGUCCGAGGCAUUCGUUUGAUGGAUGCAAAGCUGCACAGUUCAGCAGUAAUGGUGCCGUAUUUGCUGCAUUAUCAUCGGACUCAUCCUUGCGUGAGAUUCUUUUGUACGACGCCCAGACUUGUCAGUUGGAUCUGAAGCUUACAGAUACAUCUAACAACCUAUCUGGUCGUGGUCAUGCAUAUUCCCGAAUUCACUUUAGCCCAUCAGACUCUAUGCUGCUUUGGAACGGCGUUUUGUGGGAUCAUCGAGGUUCAGUUCCAAUACAUCGCUUUGAUCAAUUUACAGAUUAUGGUGGUGGUGGCUUUCAUCCUGCUGGAAAUGAGGUCAUUAUAAACUCUGAGGUCUGGGAUCUUCGAAACUUUAGGCUUCUCAGAAGUGUGCCUUCCUUGGACCAAACAGUGAUAACAUUUAAUGCUAGUGGUGAUGUCAUAUAUGCAAUCCUGAGGAGAAAUCUGGAUGAUGUUACUUCAGCAUUUCAAACUCGUCGCAUGAAACACCCUCUUUUCGCUGCUUUUCGCACUCUGGAUGCUGUAAAUUACUCUGACAUUACCACAAUUCCAGUGGACCGUGGUCUUCUCGACUUCGCAAUCGAACCAACUGAUUCUUUUGUAGGGUUAAUUACGAUGGAUGACCAAGAUGAGAUGCACUCUUCGGCAAGGGUGUAUGAAAUUGGUCGACGGAAGCUGACAGAUGAUGAUUCUGAUCCUGAUGAUGCUGAUGCUGAGAGCGAAGAGGACGAAGAUGAUGAACCGUUACUACUACUACUACUACUAAUUCUGGAAGUGGAUUUUGAUGGGGAUGGUGAUAGUGAUGCUGAUGAUGCGAGCAACGACGAUGACAGCUUGAGCGAAUUUGAUGACGGUGAAGAGGAUAUGGAUUUCAUAGUCGAUGGUGCUGAAUUUGACGGUAAUGGAAUGAUGAUUUUGACUGAAGAUGAUGAGGAUGAUAGCAAUGGGUUCGAAUCUUUUAGUAGUGGAGAUGAAGAGGAGGAUUUGGAGAGGGAGGUAGAGGCGGCGCAGGCAGGGCAGGGCGUGGCGUGGCGUGUUUUGAACGCUAACCUUAGGAUUGAGCCAAGUCAGUGGACUUGCCUUCUUUCACAACCAGCCUUUGAUGAUGAUGAUGAUGAUAUUCUGGAAGCGGAUUUUGAUGGGGAUGGUGAUAGUGAUGCUGAUGAUGCGAGCAACGACGAUGACAGCUUGAGCGAAUUUGAUGACGGUGAAGAGGAUAUGGAUUUCAUAGUCGAUGGCGCUGAAUUUGACGGUAAUGGAAUGAUGGUUUUGACUGAAGAUGAUGAGGAUGAUAGCAAUGGAUUCGAAUCUUUUAGUAGUGGAGAUGAAGAGGAGGAUUUAUAA
Fraxinus pennsylvanica is the source of this 6192-nucleotide messenger RNA. Lineage: Eukaryota; Viridiplantae; Streptophyta; Magnoliopsida; Lamiales; Oleaceae. The record is from the annotation of a GenBank genome assembly.